UUGGCCUUCCUGUGUAUGUAUUUGGCUGCAAUGCCAGUAGGCAAAAACGUUGUGUGCUUUUUGAGUUUGUUUAUGCACAAUCUUCCAUUUUGUUCAAUUUUGGUGGGAAGAAAAUAUGUCUAGACGAGGUGAUCGUGGAUUUAGAAACAAUUUCGUGGACGAAGGGAGGCCAAAGAGGCAGUUGCCUACUGAACCACCAUUUGUUGCGUUCGUUGGAAACCUUCCUGAACACACGGUGCAAGGAGAUGUGGAUAAAAUAUUUCAGAGUGCUUUUGAGAGAGACCAUAUUAAAUUGAAAAGUGUUCGCAUGGUUAAAGACAGAGAAACUGAUAGAUUUAAAGGUUUUUGCUAUGUGGAGUUUGAAGAUUGUAAUGAUUUGGAAAGAGCUUUAAGUGUAGAUGGGUUACUGAAUGUAGAAGGCCACUGUCUGAAAAUCGACGUUGCAGAAGAUAAGAGAGAUAAAAGAGGAGGUUUUGACAGAGGACGCGGUCGCGGAGGAGGAAAUUUUCCACGAGGAAGAGGAGGUUUUGAGGCUGGUGGUAAUUUCAAUGACCGUGGAGGACAGAGUGAUUUUCGAAAUGCUGCCGGAGGCUACGGGGCCCGAGGCGGCCGUGGCGCUGGCCCGGCAGGCCCAGGAGGUCCGGGCGGCCCAGGUCCAGGUGGAAGUAACUUUCAGGACGGUGGGCGACGAGACUGGCCGCGAGGGGCUCCCGCUGGCAGAGGGGGCGGACCGGUGAGCGGCGGUGCGGGUCCCGGCGCCUGGAAUCCCCCGAGGGACCGGCCUGUCGCUGACAGACCCAGAGAGUCCCAGCCUCCGCCACCUAGUGACGCUUCAUCGCGUCCCAGAUUGCAGCUGCAACCACGGACAGUCAAAGAGCCGUUGAACCAACUGGCGGAAACUAGCCAAGCUUCCAAGAUAUUUGGAGGAGCUAAACCUCGAGAAGAGAAAUCAUCAAGCAAAUAAGUCUACAAGACAUAUUCAACUUCAUUAGUUAUAGUAGUGUGUUACAAAUAGCUUUUGUUUGUAGCCAUAUUGUUUAAAACAUGUAGUUUCUCUUGCAAAAUUGUUUUAUUAGCUCUAUUUUUUAAUCAGUUGCCACUAGAGCCGAACUAAAUUUAUUUAAUUGUACAUACAAUAUGCAUUGUGUCUUUCAGAACAAUUUUAUAUGUAAACACUUUGCAAAUUUCGAAUACCUUAAAAAUUUGCUUGUACAAAGUCUAUUCUGGUAUGAUUGGUUAUUGUGAAUGCACCCAGUGUGUUUUUAACUUUUUGUGUUAAUGUAUGUAUGAGUACCUACUGUAGUUUUAGGAAGAAUGUAAUUUCUCUCUGUGGUUUGUAUUUGAACCAGAAUUUAGAUUAAUAACUUCAUUCUAUUUAUUAAUGUUGAGUUAUUUUUACUUUGUUGUUUUGGAACUUUUGUACUAGUUCAGUAUAACAUGGCCAUUGGUGAAAGUUGUACAGGUUAAUUUUAAGCAAAUUUACAUAAACUAAUAGCGUCUGACUGAUAAAUUACAGAAUGAAAGUUCUGGAUGGUUAACACUAAUACUACAUAAUAGAGGAAUUAAUUUAUUUCUGGAAAUUGACAUUUAGACAAUGGUGUUGAGUGGAACAUAUUGAUAACUGUAAGUUUUUUUAAUGUUACAGCUUUUGAUUUGUUACUGGUGGUGUGUAGGUAUUAUUUAAUGUCUUGUUUUAUCAAAUUUGUUUUAUUUCAAUCCUUCUUGUAAGUAGAAUACUAUGUGCAUAAAUGAUAUGUGUGAAGAGCUACACUGUAUCACAGAUGUAUGUACUAUAUACCUAUAAAUAGCCAAAAUAUAGUUUUCAAGUAAUUCAUUAAAGUAAUUGUAUUUUUUUUUUUUUUUUUUUUUUUUGGCUACAUUUAGUUUAAAUUCUAUGAUAUAAAUAUUGUUUCUGUUUAUGGGUGGAUUUUUUUUGCUUAUUUACCUACUUUUUAAGUAACAAAUUAAUGUAGUGAUCUGUUUGCUUGAUUUUUCUACUGGUGUGUUUAUAAUAAAUGUUAAUUCUUAGAGCUGUUAUGAUUUAUUUAUGUACCUAACUGGUAUGUUGUGAAAUAGGAAACAUGUUCAGUAGAUGACCAUAAUUCCAUAGUAAUUUAAAUGAAUACCUAAUUUGCUACUGUUACCCGCUAACUACAUACUAGGAGUCUGCAUAUAAAUUUUUUUUUAUAUUCAUGAAUAAUUUGACAUUCGAUUCAACUUUGAAAUGAAAUACAUACAUACAUAUAUAUAUUUAUUUAUUUAUUUUAAUUAUUCAUUAAAACAAAAGAAAAUAUUACACUUUAUUGAGAAAUUAAGACUUUUGUGGAACUAUAUAUAGAUUUUAUUUACAUAAAACAAAUAAUCUGUUAUGAUUUUAAAUGUCUAAUAAUGCUAUUUUUUUUCUAAUCAGUUGGAUCAACAAAACAAUUUUUAAUUUUACAUUUCUCGAUUAUGUUUCCACACAUAUAAGUUUUAUGUAUAAAUCAUAUUACUAUAUGUUAAAUCACUUGACUUAUAUAAAGUGUAAAAAUUUUAUAACUUUAUUUUAAUUUUAAAUAUUAGUGAAUAUUUUGAUAUUUUAUUCGAAUAAGAAACAAUAUAAGCAGAAGCCUAGCUACCAAAACCAAAAUAUUUUUUAACGAGCUUGUGAAAGCUAAGUAUUUUAUAAAUACGAUGAAUGUUGUGCAUGGCAAGCUGGUGAUGUGUACCAGGUUUCCGGUAGUUUAUAUGGCGUAGGUAUAUAAUAUUCUCGUGGUUGCGAGAAUUGUUGGCUUUGAGCAGUUUUGUUAAUAGAGUUUGAACAAAAUUUAUUGAAGAGCAUUUUUCUUGUUUUGCAGUUCAACCUAGGUACCUGUUCUGAGCAAUGUCUAGUAAUUCUAUUGUCGGGCAGCUAGCUUACUGCCCUCAAUUGGACUCUACUGAACAGUUGCUAGGAUGUUUUGUUCUAUCUUGAGUGUGCUGCUGAGUGAAGACAUUAUUCAGUUUUAAUAGGGUUGAAGCAGCAAUAUUGCAGCAUAUUUUGGUAGCAUGACAGACUGUUGCAGUUUUGGGGUGAAUGUGACUCCUACAUAAUUGUGAAUAUUUUUGUGAAGUUGUUCCCAGAUAAAGUGUUUAAUGGCUGUAUAUUGAGUGUUUUCUGGGCUUAUUCUGAGGGAUAGGGUAGCGGACAGGGAGGGAUUGUUUGGUGUGCCGUCUGCUUUUUGAAUUUUAUGAUUUGUCAGAACCAUUCAAAUAUUAUUUUAUUUGAUAUAAAAUGGGAAUUUCUGUAGAGAUUAAAAAAAAAUACAAAUACAUACAUGAUAAUAAUGGGUGGUGUGUAUAAUUAAGUGGUUUUGGCUGUUUUAAUUGCAAAUGUGAAUUUUUUUUAGUCAUUCAUGAGCAUGUUUGGUAUGAAGUGGAAUUAGCUUAUGCACGAUUAGUAAUGUAAAUAUGAAUUACUGCACUGGAAAGUUUCUCUCACAGUUGCCUAAAUUAAUUUCAAAUGUUGCAUAGUUAUCUUGGUUAGGUAUUUGAUUAGGCAGUCUAGAUUUUUUUUACUUUGUCGGGUAUUGAGUUUGGUCAACCUGUCUUUAGUUUGUUCGUACAAGUUUCAUGUAGGCAAAUGGAUGGUGCUGAAAAAAGUUCAUAAAUUUGGGAUUGAAGUACAGUGAAAUGUGUUAAAUGUGUCAGGCUUGAUAUCAUAGCCAUGCAGGAUUAGCUAUUUUACUGAAUUAUUGAACGUCAGUACAGUUUAACGGGAAUACCAAAGCAAAAUUAGUUUGUACAGUACAAUGGUAAAUGUACAGAUGAGAGUUGGUCUUCAAAAGAAAAACUUUGCAGGAAUGUACCCAAGAAAUGUAAAAUGUAACCUGCUAGAAAACAGGAAACACUAUUGAUAUGAAAACCAACAGUUACUAUAAACUCUGAGGGAACCAUAAACACUGGUGAAGGUAAACAGCUAGUGGCUGGAUUGGUUGUUUGUGGAUUGCAGAAUGUGCCGACUGAUUUAACUGUACUUCCCGAACAGUAUUUUUUUAAUGUGCUGUUUUUCAAAGCUUAUUGUAUCACUGCCAGUUCUUGUAGGCUUGCUGGCACCAGAUUGUGUUUUGGGCUUUUUUCUUUGCGUUUAUUCUGCUGCUGACCCAAUGGUUUUGAUUCUUUGGACGUAAUGUAAAGAGGCAUUAUAGUUUAUGUAAGGCUAUUAAUUAAAAAAAAGUGCUGUAAAUUUUGACUUUUUCAACUUAUAUAAUGCCUGUAUCUUAACAGUCUUUUAAAUACAAAUUAUUUUUAUCCAUUUUAAUUCGUGUGAUAAAAAUUUUAGAAUUCAACUUGGAGUAACAGUAUUUUCCUGUUUAAUUAAAAACCUGAAAUUACAAUUUGAAAAGUGGUAAAAUUAUUUUAAAAAAAGGUGGAGAAUUCUUAAAUGUAUGUAACAUUAUUACCAUAAUCAGUGUAAGGGAUUGGGGGGGGGGGGGAUAUAAGGGUGGACGGAAGCAUAAAUAAAACAGCAACAAAAAAAAUAUUGAUUUGUUUUGUAUGCAGUGUUAGGUCUGGCAUAUCUCAUAACUAAAAGCUCUUGUUUCAAAAAAUAAUGCUAUGAUCAUGAGUUAGUUAAGCGAUAAAAUUGCAACUAAAGCAACUGAUUUGGUGCUUAUUUGUAGGAGUAGAUGUUAACAUAAUUUAUGUUUUCAUUUUUUCUGUAGUAUGUAAGGAUAACCAUGCUGCGAGCACACAUUUAUAAAAUGGACUUAGCAUAUAUGUAUAUACUUUGGUAGCAUGGCACAACUCUAGUUCACCUUGGAAACUGUGUAAAAUUGUGUGAAUUUACUUGGCAACCAAUUCUAGCACACAAGGGAGAAGCAUGACUUAAUUGACCUGCAUUUCUCUACAUAUCCAAUAGCGCACAAAUAUUUUUACUAACUAGUAACUUGUGUGCAGAUCUUACAUAAUAUGUUUAUUAUAAAUCAGGUGUUUUUUUAAAUAUAAAUUUAGUUCUUGAAAAUUGACUUUCCUUUCGGUUGCCAAGGUUACAGACUCCAUUUUGGGAACCAACUUACAGUAAUAAAUUCUUGUUCUCAGAUAUCUCCUAAAAUGAUUCUUUAGCAUAAAGGAUCCUUGAAAAAUACAUCUGGAAGGAUGUGAGACAUUUUUGUUACCUUCUAAUUAAUUGCAAGGAUCUUCACAGAAGUGCUGCUGCAGCCUUCUGUGAAAGAAUGAGUUGCUCACGUUUUUUCAAGCAUCUUCGUGGCUUUGAGGAACGACACUAUCUUGUAGUUAUUGUAAUGUUAGUCUGUUGCCAAGCCAGCCAACUGCUGUCUACAGCCUCUUAAGAUUUUUUUUUAUCUCCGUCAUAUGAACUACUUAAACAUGUGAAAAUUGAAAAUUUGUAAACCAAAUGACUACCAAAAAAUAUGUUUUCUUUGUUGAUAUGCCAGGUUGUGUUUGCAUCAAAAUAAUUAGGAUAUCCUUUCACUGGUAGUUUCUCACUGAAAGCAGCCGUGACAUUCUGGGAUCCUUUGGUUAAUGCUGCACUGUUACAUAUCCUUACUCUUCUGAAACAGCGAUAGCUUGUCUCUCAUAUUUAUACUGACAUUUUAUAGAGACAAGUUGUUGGUUUUAAUGCUGUCUUGGGUUGAAAUAAAAUACUUAUCAAGAAUUCAAAAAUCUUCUGACUUAGCACCACUGUACAAUGCAAAUAUUAUAAUAACCAUCUUAACCUAAUGUUCAAAAUUUGUCCAUAGCACUGGAUUUCAAAGUCUCACAUUUCAGGAAAAUGAAAUGCUUUCAAAAGAGAUUAUUAUUUUUUAAAUAAAUUCCAAUUAUAUUUGCAUGUGUUGCAAUUUUUUUAUUGAAAAGUUCUUUAAGCUUGGACAGUAUAUACUUUUAAAAAUUGUAACAAGUAGGUACAUUUAUUAGUCUUGAUAUCUAGCUACAUCUCAUUUGUACGAACAUAACAUUAGCUAAGUGUAACUUACUGCUGACUAAGGUUUUCUAAUUAUGACGAGUGUAAAUGUUUUUGCUUUUUAUUUUGUUGUUGAUUGAAGUUUUGUAUCAUUUUAUUUCUUAACAAUUUUAGUGCCUUUAAAUUAUUAUUAUUUUGCAUUUUUUGUUGCUGUUUGUCUUGUGGGUGUAAAAUGUGAGGUGUUUUUGUAGGAAAAAAAUAGUUGAGAAGAUAGUUGUUACAAUUUGAUAACAUUGGAUAUAUUUAAGUUAAGAGUAAAACAUUGAGUCCUUUGAGUUAAGACUGGUAUUAAUUGAUCAGCAAAAUUCUGGCCUUAUGUUUCCACAAGGUGUUGCUAAAGAAAUUGUGUUUAAACUAAGUCCAAAAAAAUAAAGAGUGGUAGCAGUAACUAGUGUUUUGAGGCAAAUUGAGAAGAAGAGUCUGAUAUACUGUGAGUGAAUCAUACAUUUUUUAAAAAAAAAGUGAUCUAAGAGACAAGUGAUUAUUGAUGCAGCAACAAGAAAAAUUAUUCAAGGAAAAAGAGUUCCUUAAAAAAAGUUUUUAUUGUAUAGCACCAGGAAAUGAACACUAAUGAUUCUUCAAAUGGGAAUUUUAAACAUCCAUAUGGAUCAGAGUUGUCAUGCUUGAAUUGCACUCAUAAGACAUGAAAAAGAGAACUGCUAAUUAGUUUUACAAUAAUCAACUAAUUGUUAGGAUAUUCCUAUACAUGUACAUAUAAUAAAGCUGUGAGAAGGGU
Messenger RNA from Bacillus rossius redtenbacheri, 6677 nucleotides. It is a transcript of the gene eIF4H1, whose product is annotated as eukaryotic translation initiation factor 4H. Bases 116 to 964 code for a protein of 282 amino acids. Lineage: Eukaryota; Metazoa; Arthropoda; Insecta; Phasmatodea; Bacillidae. Gene Ontology annotation, molecular function: RNA binding. The record is from RefSeq and is a predicted model, not a curated record. The transcript has a single exon.